Actinia tenebrosa (Australian red waratah sea anemone) is the source of this 2099-nucleotide messenger RNA. RefSeq lists its product as uncharacterized. NCBI's taxonomy places the organism in Eukaryota, Metazoa, Cnidaria, Anthozoa, Actiniaria, Actiniidae. The record is from RefSeq and is a predicted model, not a curated record.
AAGUUAAACAAGUCCUUGUACGAGCUUGGGCAUAUAAUUGUUAAUCAUCCCUAAAUGUCUUUCACAAAAUCUAAUGAGAAGAGAAUGGUUUGAUGGCUUGAUACAAAGUAGUUACACAACGACUUUCACUUUGGGAUCGUUGAUCGUUGAUCGAACAUCGUUUUUGAUGAAAGAUAUAUUCUCUUCGGUGCGAGAAUUUGUAGAGAAACCAUCGUGUGGCUUUGCUUAACGAGAGUACAUCGAGGAUAGAGGGUAUUGUCAUCACUUGAAAAUGUCGAAGGCUCGGUCGUUCUCUUCGCCUAGGCUUUCAGACGAAGCGACCAAAAAAGAGAUAAAUCGCCAGCACGCGUUGCUAUCUGCUGACAUGGACAAGAAGCAGUUGCGCGGAAAUGUCACGCUUGAAGAAUGGCGACAUUACAAGCAGGCGACCACCUUGAACCAAAAGGAAAAACGUGAGCAUUUUCAAAUCAAAUCACGAAAAAAAGAACUAUUAAAUGAUCUUCAAAAAGUUCGCUCUAGCUACACUGGACAUUUUGAUGCUUCCAAGUCUCCAAUGGAAAAUAUUCAAUUAGCAUUGAGAACCAAGUGUCAAACGCCUCCAAGAAAUUCAAGAUUGUAUGCGCCAGGAGUUCACGGUAUUAGACGGUGCAAAUCAAGCGAAGUGCUCUCCUCUCCUAGUACACGUGCUUCUUCUAGCUUGAGCUACAGCCCCAAUCCUCUGCUCAUUUCGUCCAGGGAUAAAGUAAAAGAAAGACCAAAAACUGCUGCAGCAGAAGUUGCACCUUUACGAGCUCCAAAGCGACAAGACGACCCCAAACCUACCGCAAGUAAGAAAAAACAGUUUGUAAAAGCACACAAAAAAACUUAAUGACCUUAUUGAGUUGCUGAAUCACUGAGAAAAUCUCCUUAUUUGUUUUUUGUUUUGUUUCAUGUCAAUGGUGAGAUAUAGCUGUUUUUAUUAACUUGGAAUAUUUACCUAGRUCCCCUAGUUUCAAUACUCCAUUUUACAGUUCCGUUCCAAGCCGAGGCUGGAGUUUCCGCGCAUGAUAAAAAGUAUAGUUUUGCUAUGCGCGGAAACUGCAGCCUCGACUUGCAACUAUUAUUCGUGGUCACUCGAACGGAACUGUAAAAUGGGGUAUUUAGUGGAGGCAAAAGUUAGUUGAGUCGAUAACACGGGUCAAAAUCGAAUGGUUGAGUAUAGCGAAUAACACGGGUCAAAAUCGAAUGGUUGAGUAUAGCGAAUAACACGCAAGUAAGAUUAGGACGUGCCGCCUACAUCUGGUGGCCCGCAUCUCCUGGCCCCAUACGCAUCUGGUGGCCCCUUGACCAUAACUCGGGAACGAAGCAAGCUAUGGUAACGAAACUUGGUAGCAUUGGUGAAACUUGUGUUGUCAAUCAUCUGACCACGUGACAUGGCGUGAAGUCACAUAUCACGUGACUUACGAACCAAACAUUUUCGCCAAUUUUUGCGAAUACUCAUUUCAAGGAAUGCUAUGGUAACGUAACUUGGUACGAUGGUUGAGACUUGUGUUAUCUGUCAUCUCGGAAUCAAAUUAAUCCGGCAUAGUGUGGACGGGGCCUUAUUUAUUACGAUAUUCGCUUCCACAUACCUCUGGUGGCCCCAUUGUACCCACCUCUAAUGGACCCGCAUCUCGUGGCCCCAUGCACACGCAUCUGGUGGGCCCUUGGCUAUAACGCCUUAACGAGACAUGCUAUGGUAACGAAACUUGGUUGUUCUUUGCUGACGAUCGUAGAUGCCUUUUGGGAGUGUACGGUGUCAGAAGAGACUGUAAGUACUGUGGAUCCAGGCCGUUCAUUGCCUUAAAAGUCAAGAGUAUUAUCUUGUAUGCUAUGGUAACAAACCUUGUUGCAUUGGGUGAAACUUGUGUUGCCAGUUAUGUGACCACGUGAUAUGGCAUGUCACUUACCACGUGACUUAGAAGAACAACACUAUUGUCACAGUCAUAACGAGAGUAAAUACAUUUAUGUCUGAAGCUAAUUCGAUAAUAAAAGCUGAAAAAUAUAUCAGCAUUUUUAGAAAUAGGGGUGUAACCACAAAAAGAGUAAAUUCAGUUUGUUUGGUGCUUGUUCUUGAAAAA